AUGAAUGUAAAGUAUCUCUGGAUCGACAGCUUAUGUAUUCUACAGAGUUUUGCGGAAAUAACACCCAGCGAACUUGAAGAUACUCGGCAUGACUUUGCCCUAGAGAACUCCAAUAUGGCGAGGACAUAUCAGAAUUCUCACUUCACCAUCUCCGCCGAUCUCUCAAACCACAUGGACAGUGGUUUCUUUUCCAGAGAUCCCGUUCAAGAGUACAAAAGGGAUGUCAUAACUGAUGACAGCAGUGUAGCUUCUGUAUACAUCAGGAAGCCCCUCAACCACUACCAAGAGGCUAUCCCAAGUUUGGAGACACGCGGCUGGACUCUUCAGGAGUUCCUUCUUCCACCGCGUGUGCUUCACUUUGGUGUAUUUGACAUCACGUGGAGAUGCAAAACACACAUUACUUGCGGAUGCGGGCAUCUAGAUCGACGCAAGAGGCAACAGGCGGCCUGGCAUCGAUAUCAUUUCAUCGAAAGAGCUGCCAGACCUCCCCCGGACAAUGAAACAAGGGCUCUCGAGUGGUGGGAGCAAGUAGUCCAUGAGUACACGAGCCGCCAACUAACCAACGGCUCUGAUAAGCUUCCAGCGCUGUCAGGCCUAGCACAGCAGCGGAAGCAAGUCAGAGGGGGUGUUUACCUUGCAGGACUCUGGCAGGACACUCUUAUCCAUGAUCUCUGCUGGUACCAUGUCUCGAAUUACAACGUCCCCAGAUCCGGUGGUGUAGGCCACAGACCUGGGUACUAUCGUGCACCUUCGUGGUCCUGGGCUAGUGUUGAUACUGAUUCUGGCUGUAGCUGGUGGUGGAUCGGGCCAAUCUUGCUUCACUCACUUAUGGUCGGCGAGGAGCCGCAGCAAGCAUGUAAUAUUGUCCAAGCUAGCUGUGAACCCUCGACGAGUGAUUCCACAGGCGAGGUUCGGAGUGGAUACCUGGAUAUAAAGACGUCGCUGGCAUCAGCUGAGAUAACCCAGGAUCCUGGAGGACAAGUCUUGUGGACUAUUCACAAUCUUGACCCCUCGCUUAGGCUGGAGUUCUUCAAGCCUGAUUGCGCACUUGAGGACGAUGAUCUGAACUUGGGGGAUCGAAUCUUUUGUGCUCCGAUUGCUGGUAUCGAGAUUAGGGAUCGAGUGGAUUGUGCUUGUCUGGCUUUGAAACGGAUUGACGGCGAUGUGUAUCAACGAGUUGGGUUCUGCACUAUCAGUGGAAGUCCAGACCUUCGAUGUCGCCCCGAAGGUAUUAUAGAACCAGAACUGGAGAACUUUGCGUGGCCGGGCAAUGAACAAACGCAGAUCAGGAUUAUAUAA
Messenger RNA from Fusarium musae, 1299 nucleotides. RefSeq lists its product as uncharacterized. The transcript has a single exon. The record is from RefSeq and is a predicted model, not a curated record. Lineage: Eukaryota; Fungi; Ascomycota; Sordariomycetes; Hypocreales; Nectriaceae. The coding region runs from base 1 to 1299 and encodes 432 amino acids.